AUGACAAGAACACUAUUCUCGAUUUUUCUUUUAAUUCCUGCUGUCUUUUCGGCUAGUUCUACUAUCCAUAAAUUGAGCUCGUUCAAUAACACAGUAGCAACACCGAUAAAGGAUGUUCUGGAUGGUUCCAAAAUCUAUUUAUCUUCUCGAGACAAAGCCGCCUAUCUUGGAAGUAUAACCCUGUCCACUCAAGGAGCAUCUAAAACACUCCUCAAUCUAUUGAACUAUUUCGACGACGCUGGUUUGCCAAGAGGAUGGACAGUCAAUAGUGAUCUAACCAUUUCAACAACAAACUCCGAAGGUCUAACCAAAAAUCUAACUGGAGAGCUUUUAAUUGUCACUCCAACCAUGGCCAAGGAUCCCAACUUUCUCGUUGUUCCCGCUCGAAGCGCUAUGCAAUUGGACAGAAGCACUGCCACGGAUACAACAAUUGUGUUCCUUGCAGCACACAGCCAGAACACAGAUGGAGUCCCAAACUACGCUGGUUUUAAUCAUAUCCGUGUUGAGAACAUCGCACAACCACCGGGCACCACUCUCUCUUUCUAUCGCUAUUUGCCAAAUGAUAACUAUCAAGAUGUGACAAAUCUGGAUACUAUACAGCGAAGAAUAUUCUCGAAUCCACUCAGUUACUUUGUAGGAGGAGCAAUGCAAUCCACAUUUUUCACUCAGAUCGAUCCAAUACAAUUCUCGCAAAGCAGUGUGUGGUUCCGAGGAGUUGGAGGUUUCAAGCUCAAUGUUUCAGAUAGUUAUGGUAAGAAUAGGCCACCAGGAUUGUUUUCAAAUAUAAGUAAAUCGUCUUUCGCAGUUGACACAGCGACUAUUCAAACUGGAGCUGUCACUGUCACUGGAAUGUCUAACAAUCAGCUGGGGUCUAUUAAUAGUCAGGUAAAAUUCAUGUUUGCUGGAGACAAUAGAAUGGGAACUAGUGGAUACGUACUAACGACUGAAUUGUUUGGUGACUCUCACCUAGCUCUUCAACUGAAUGGACAAGGAACAUUGUCUUCCACCGUUCAAUAUAACGGAACGAGUAUUAACAACCAGGAGGCACAAAGUUGGCCAGCUUUAAGCUUGCAACUUAUGCCAAGCAAUGCCUUCAUUGGAAAUUACUUCACCCAAUAUUUCAACACUGAUAAUGGACCAAUCAUAACAUCCGCUUCAUCCACAGCCUCUCCACCACCAUCCGUUUCAUCCAGCGCUGCUCCCAACCCAUCGUCCACUACCAAUAACCCAGGAAAUUCUUCUAGUGCCCCCACAACAUCAUCAUACCAAUCGACUUCUCCAAGUGUCGAAACAACCACCAAAUUCUCGUCCACCUCUUUCAUAAUGCUCUCAGUUAUUGCCACGUUGUUACAUAAUGCUCUCAAUGUUUGA
Caenorhabditis briggsae is the source of this 1371-nucleotide messenger RNA. RefSeq names its product Protein CBR-HPO-6 (gene Cbr-hpo-6). Gene Ontology annotation, biological process: innate immune response. Bases 1 to 1371 code for a protein of 456 amino acids. Gene Ontology annotation, cellular component: membrane raft. The transcript has 3 exons. The record is from RefSeq and is a predicted model, not a curated record. Lineage: Eukaryota; Metazoa; Nematoda; Chromadorea; Rhabditida; Rhabditidae.